AUGAAUAUGAAACAGAAAAGUGUGUACCAGCAAACUCAAGCACUUCUGUACAAGAAUUUGCUUAAGAAAUGGAGAAUGAAAAGAGAGAGCUUAUUGGAAUGGAUGUUCCCAAUACUUCUGGGACUGUAUAUGGGACUAUUUUCACAUUUCAAAGAAAAGACAUAUCUUCCUGAAAUUCCUCCUCAGACUCUGGGAAGGGCAGAUAACUUUAAUAACUCUAUAGGUGUUGUAUAUACACCUAUCUCUGAUAUUGCACAGCAGAUAGUGAACAAAACGACAUUUGCUCCCUUUGUGAAAGGUAGCAGAAUCAUUGGAGUACCGAAUCAAAAAUCCAUGGAUAAAAUACUUCUAGACAGUUUCUCAGACCUGGUGGGAAUCAUCUUUAAUGAUGCUUUCUCUUAUAAGUUAAAAUUUAUUCAGGGAUAUCACAUUCCAUUUUUGAAGGAAGAUCUUUUCACAGCUCAUUGUUGGAAAGUGCAUGGUGACUUUUCCUGUUCUUUGGCCAAAUACUGGAAUGGAGGAUUUGUGACUUUGCAAACUGCAAUUAACGCUGCUAUUAUACAAAUUGCAACAAACCAUUCUGUGACAGAAGAGUUGAUGUCAGUUACUGCUAUAAAUAUGAAGACUUUACCUUUUAUUGAUAGUAACCUUCUUCAAAAGGAGAUGUUUAUUUUCUACUGCCUUCUUUACUUUUUUCCAUUUAUACAUUUUUUAUCACUUAAUGUUACAAAAGAGAGAAAAAAGUGUAAGGAUUUGAUGAAAAUGAUGGGUCUACAAGAUUCAGCCUUCUGGCUCUCCUGGGGUUUAAUCUAUGCUGGCUACAUCUUCAUUAUUUCCAUAGUCAUUACAGUUGUUAUAACAUCUACCCAAAUUAUAUUCAUGACAGGCUUCAUGGUCAUACUUACACUCUUUUUCUUAUAUGGCUUAUCUUUGAUAACUUUAGUAUUCCUGAUGAGUGUGUUGCUAAAAAAAACAGUUCUCACCAAUUUGGUUAUGUUUCUCCUCAUUGUCUUUUGGGGGGGCGUGGGAUUCGCUGCCUAUUACAGACAGCUUCCGUCAUCUCUGGAGUGGAUUUUGAGUAUUUGCAGCCCAUUUACCUUCAGUGCUGGAAUGAGUAAGAUCAUCCACUUGGAUAGUACUAUGAAUGAUGUAAUUUUUCCCGACCCUUCAGGAGACUCCUAUAUAAUGGUUGCAACUUUUUCUGUAUUGGCUUUUGAUGCGCUUUUCUACCUGGCACUGGCAUUAUAUUUUGACAAAAUCUUACCCUGUGGAAAUGAGUGCCAUUAUUCUCCAUUAUUUUUCCUGAACUCAUCUUGUUUCCAACACCAAAGGACUAAUAAUAAGGUCAUUGAGAAACAAAUAGAUCCUGAGCAUCCUUCCAAUGAUUGUUUCGAACCAGUAGCUCCAGAAUUCCAAGGAAAAGAAGCUAUCAGAAUCAAAAAUGUUAAGAAAGAAUAUACAGGAAAGUCUGGAAAAACAGAAGCAUUGAAAGACUUACUCUUUGACAUAUAUGAAGGGCAAAUCACAGCAAUUCUGGGUCAUAGUGGAGCUGGCAAAUCUUCCUUGCUAAACAUCCUUAAUGGGUCAUCUGCUCCAACAGAAGGAUCAGUUACCAUCUAUAAUAAAAAUCUCUCUGAAAUGCAAGACUUGGAGGAAAUCAGAAAGAUAACUGGCGUGUGUCCUCAAUGCAAUGUUCACUUUGACAUACUCACCGUGAAGGAAAACCUCAGGCUGUUUGCUAAAAUAAAAGGGAUUCGGCCACAGGAAGUGGAGCAGGAGGUACAAAGGAUUUUAUUAGAACUGGACAUACAGAACAUUCAGGAUAACCUUGCUGAACAUUUAAGUAAAGGACAGAAAAGAAAGCUGACCUUUGGGAUUGCCAUUUUAGGAGAUCCUCAAAUUUUGCUAUUAGAUGAACCAACUGCUGGGUUGGAUCCCUUUUCAAGGCAUCGAGUGUGGAGCUUCCUCAAGGAACACAAAGCAGGCCGUGUGAUCCUCUUGAGUACCAAUCUCAUGGAUGAGGCUGACCUCCUCGCUGAUAGAAAAGUGAUCAUGUCCAAUGGGAGACUGAAGUGUGCAGGGUCUUCUGUCUUUUUGAAGAGAAAAUGGGGUCUUGGAUAUCACUUAAGUUUGUACAGAAAUGAAAUAUGUGAUCCAGAAAAAAUAACAUCCUUCAUUAAUCAUUACAUCCCUGAUGCUAAAUUAAAAACAGAAAACAAAGAAAAGCUUGUGUAUACCUUGCCUGUGGAAAGGACAAAUAAAUUUCCAGACCUUUUCAGUGGUCUUGAGAAAUGUUCUGGCCAGGCUGUGAUCAGUUAUGACAUUUCCACAUCAACUCUGAGUGAUGUCUUCAUGAAAUUAGAAGGAAGAUCAGCUAUCGAACAAGAUUUUGAACAAGCAGAGAUGAUAAGAGACACAGAAAGCCUACAUGACACAGAGCCAGCUUGGUCUUCUCUCCCUGAAAUGCAGAAGGCUGUGAGUGACUUUGGCCUCUGGAAAAUGCAGAUCUGUGCAAUAGCACGGCUCCGUUUCUUAAAGUUAAAACGUGGAAAGAAAGAGCUUUUGACCUUGCUCUUAGUGUUUGGAAUUGCAGUGUUCCCUCUGGUUGUGGAAAAGAUACUUUAUGCUGUAUUAUAUCAAAAGAGUGAUUGGGAAUUUAAACCUGAACUGUAUUUCCUCUCUCCUGGACAACCCCCUGAAGACCCUCGUACCAGCUUAUUGAUCAUCAAUAACACAGAAUCAAAUAUUGAAGAUUUUAUACAGUCACUGAAGCAUCAAAAUAUACUUUUGGAAAUAGAUGACUUUGCAAACAGAAAUGGCACUGAUGACCUGUCAUACAAUGGAGCUAUCAUAGUUUCUGGCAAACAAAAGGAUUAUAGAUUUUCAGUUGUGUGCAAUACCUUGAGGCUGCACUGUUUUCCUAUUCUUGUGAAUAUUAUUAGCAAUGGACUCCUCCGAAUGUUUAAUUCUACACAAAAUAUUCGAAUUGAGAGAAGCCCAUAUCCCUUUAAUUACAUGUUAUUCCGGAUUGGGCUGCCAGAAGGUUCCAUGUUCUUAUUUUGGGUGGUAUGCAGCAUGUCCCCUUACAUCUCCAUGAGCAGUAUCAGCGAUUACAAAAGGAGAAUUAAGUCCCAGCUAUGGAUCUCAGGCCUCUACCCUUCUGCCUACUGGUGUGGGCAGGCACUGGUGGAUAUUAGCCUCUUCGCUUUUCUUCUCCUUUCAAUGUAUUUAAUUUUCUACAUAGCAAACAUAACGAGCAUUUAUAUCACAAGUCGAAUUGUGUUUGCUUUGGUUGUGUUUACGCUUGGUUAUGCAGCUUCUCUGGUCUUCUUGACAUAUGUGAUAUCAUUUAUUUUUCGCAAGAGGAGAAAAAAUAGUGGCCUCUGGUCAUUUUGCUUCUUUUUUACUGCAACCAUCAUGUUUGACACCCUUGUAAUGAAUUACUUCAACUUACCUAUCUUGAUUUCCAGCAUGAUAUUAGUUCCCUCAUCUACCAUGGGUGAAUUUCUAGCUUUUUUGGCCGAGAGAGCCCAGGUGCACGAUGAUUCAAACAAUCCAGACCACCAUUUUGACCUGAGUGCAGUUGAUCUUCUAGUAUGCCUAAUACCCUACUUUCAGACGUUGAUAUUGGCUUUUAUCCUGAGAUGCAUGGAAGCAAAGUGGGGAAAGAAAAUAAUGCGAAGGGAUCCUGUUUUCAGAAUUUCCCCCCAGAGUAGAGGUGCUCAGCCUAACCUACAAGAACCUGAUGAUGAGGAUGAAGAUGUGAAAGCAGAAAGGAUAAGAACAGCGACUGCACUGGUCACUUCACAUUCAGACGAGAAACCUGUCAUAAUUGCUAGCUGUCUCCACAAAGAAUAUGUGGGGAAGAAGAAAAGUUGCUUCUCAAAGAGGAAGAAGAAAGUUGCAGCAAGAAAUAUCUCCUUCUGUGUUAAUAAAGGUGAGAUUUUGGGAUUGCUAGGCGCUAACGGUGCUGGUAAAAGUUCAUCUAUUAGAAUGAUUUCUGGGAUCGCAAAGCCCACAGCUGGAGAGGUGGAGCUGAGAGGAUGUGGUCCCGUUGGGGGUCGGCAGGGAGACACCACGGUGGAGUUCCUGGGUUACUGUCCCCAGGAGAACGUGCUGUGGCCCUGCCUGACAGUGAGGGAACAUCUGGAGGUGUUCGCGGCCAUCAAAGGGCUGAGGAAAGGGGACGCUGCUGUUGCCAUUUCCCGAUUGGUGGAUACUUUCACGCUGCAUGAACAGCUAAAUGUGCCGGUGCAGAAAUUGACGACAGGAGCCACUAGAAAGUUGUCUUUUGUGCUGAGUGUCCUGGGAAAUUCACCGAUCCUGCUUCUGGAUGAACCAUCGACAGGCAUGGACCCCAGAGGACAGCAGCAAAUGUGGCAGGUGAUCCAGGCAGCCAUUAAAAACACAGAGAGGGGGGCCCUACUGACCACCCAUUACCUGGCUGAAGCUGAGGCCAUUUGUGACCGCAUCGCCAUCAUGGUAUCUGGAAGGCUGAGGUGCAUCGGCUCCAUCCAGCACCUGAAAAACAAACUUGGCAAGGAUUACUUUCUAGAACUGAAAGUGAAGGAAUUGUCCCAAGUGACCUGGGUCCAAGCUGAGAUUCUGAAGCUCUUCCCACAGGCUGCACAGCAGGAAAGGCAUUCCUCCUUCUUGGCCUAUAAAAUACCUUUGGCGGAUGUUUACCCUCUAUCUCAGACCUUUCACAGACUUGAGGCAGUGAAACAUAAAUUUAACCUGGAAGAAUACAGCCUCUCCCAGUGCACAUUGGAAAAGGUAUUUUCAGAGCUUUCUAAGGAACAGGAGCUGGGGAACUUUGAAGAAGAAAUUGAUACAGACAUGAGAUGGGAACUCCUCUCUCCUUCAGAUGACUCUUAAAAGCUCAAACCUACUGAUUCUUUGUAUCAUAUAAGCUUAUGUUAUAUGUUAUAAUUGGCAGUGUGCAUAAUUUUAAAAAUGAUUAACAUCAAUAUGAGGUAUAUUUUGUGUUUUUAGUUAACAAAUGAAUAAAUUUCAAAAUUAUUCUUCUUAAAUUUAGGGAUAAUAGAAAAUCUGUGAUAAAGGCAAUACAAAGUGUUAAUAAUGUUACUUAAAGUCCAGGCGCCAGGUAUUGUGAAAAUAAAAUCACAAAUUUGGAAAGUUUUUGAAGUACAAUUUCAAACAUGGCACAUAAUUUUGAAAUAUCACAUUUACUAAAAACUCCCCUUGCCGCAAUAUGUGCUACAUGCCCAUUUGGGAUGCAUGAGGUUUAUGGGUUUGCUGUAAAACACAAGUAAAAUUCAAGAGUCUUCCUCUGAAAUCUUUUCAGAAAUUGUUUUGAAAUUCACAGAGUAAGGGGAUCCCUCGAACUCACAAAUGAACAAGCACGUGCCUCAGAAAAGCAGUUCGAACAAACUUUUUGAAAACAGGGGCACCGCGGCAUUUGUUCAGAUUUUUAAAAUUUUGAGUAUGUUAUUUUAUGAUUGUGGGAGGUGCUGAUUUCUCACCAGGUCGUUAGUAGUUUUCUGUGUACAGUUGAUCCUUGAACAACAUGGGGAUUAGGAGUGCCCAACCCCCGUGUAGUCAAAAAUCCGCAUAUGACUUUUGACUCCCCUAAAACUUAACCACUUAUAACCUACAGCUGACCAGAAGCCUUCCUGAUACCAUAAACAGACAAUUAACACAUAUUUUGUAUGUCAUAUGUUUUAUAUGCUGUGUUCUUGCAAUAAGUAAGCUAGAGAAAAAACAAUGUUAUUAAGAAAAUCAUAAGGAAAAAUACAUAUACUGUACUGUAUGGUAAAAGAUCCAUAUGGAGGUAAACCUGCACAGUUAAAACCCACAUAGUUCAAGGGUCAACUGUAUUUUCUGCUAUUUUAA
Hyaena hyaena (striped hyena) is the source of this 5856-nucleotide messenger RNA. It is a transcript of the gene ABCA6, whose product is annotated as ATP binding cassette subfamily A member 6. Gene Ontology annotation, molecular function: ATP binding; ABC-type transporter activity; ATP hydrolysis activity. The transcript has 38 exons. Lineage: Eukaryota; Metazoa; Chordata; Mammalia; Carnivora; Hyaenidae. The record is from RefSeq and is a predicted model, not a curated record. Gene Ontology annotation, biological process: lipid transport; transmembrane transport. Gene Ontology annotation, cellular component: membrane; intracellular membrane-bounded organelle. Bases 1 to 4878 code for a protein of 1625 amino acids.